UCGCCUUCCGCAGGAAUAGGAAAACGAAGUUAGCGCUAGCAGCUAGCAGCCUAGCUAUGAAGCCCUGCUACAGACACACCUCACACUAAUCUCCCACAGUUAACUGGCUUUAUAGCUUAUAUUUACUAGAGCUGUUAAACAUAACCGGAUCAAAUGGUUUAUGAGACUGUGCAGCCAUGGGUGACAUGAAAACCCCCGAUUUUGAUGAUCUUCUGGCUGCAUUUGACAUCCCAGAUGCCACUGGGUUGGAUGCCAAAGAGCCCAUCCAGGGGAGUCAUGAGGAGACGGACGGUCAGCUGAAACACACAGGGAUAUGUCUUGAUGACAGCUUACUGAGUAACCAAGCUGUCACAGCGGCAGAUGUUCCCGUUGUAAGUGUAAUUGUGAAAAACACAAGUCGCCAGGAGUCAUUGGAAGGUUUUGAGUCAUCGUUGCAAAACGGGUUCGGUGGACAAGAGGCCUCCAUUGACUCUGUUGAUAAAACCAACACCUGCUUUUCCAAAUCCUUUGUCACUGCUUUGAAUGGGGAGAACUCAAGAGAGCUUCUUGGAGAGGCUCCUCUUCAUCACAAACCUGAUGGAACACCAUUAUUUUCCCAGCCACUUUCGCAUUUUAGUCCCAUCUCCAGUCCGGAGUCUGAAGACACUCAAUGUAGUAGAGAUGAAAUGUAUCCAAAACAAGACACACCCUGUUUCCCAGAAGCAGAUUUGGCCGAACCUUCUAUCCCAGACUAUCCCAAAAAACUGGACUUCAGCAUGUUUGAUGACUGCCCGAAGGACUAUAUUCCCAAGAACACUGAGGGGAGCAGAGAAGAAAAAAGUACAAGCGAGGAGUCUUCUGACAGCUGUGUCAGAAACAAAACAGAUAAAUCCCCUAGAUUACACAGUGCACUUCCCCCAGCAAGCGUUAACCAGAACUUAAAUGAAACCAACUACAAUUCAGCGACCACAUUGGAAGUUCCCACUUAUCCGCAUGUCAUAUCUCAGACAUCUAAAUUAUCUUCCUGCCUUGAGGCUCUGGUGGCUCUGAAUGCUAGAAAAGAUCCCAGUGAGCAGAUAAAUUCCAGAGAGUCAUCAGCUAUUCAGAAUGACUGCAUGAAAGCAAGCUCCGCCGUGCCUAUAUCCCCACGAAGUCCACUUGAAGCUGUGAAACGGUUAAUGAAACCCUCUGAUAGUCCUGUUAGCAUCUGCAGUGAUAGUAGUGGCAAAGCGUCCCCCGCAGUGGCAACUGGGUCACCCCCUGCCAUACCAAGGGUCAGAAUUAAAACCAUUAAAACCACAACUGGGCAGAUCAAGCGCACAGUCACCAGCGUACUGCCUGAUUCAGAAACCGAUGAAGUUCACUCUGCAUAUGAGUCCUCUCCAUCGCAGAGUAUGAUUAGUGAAGAUUCUUACUGUAAUAUGUCUCCUCAUCAAUCUCAAAGUGCGUCAGUUGAUGGUAUUGUUGGAGUACAAAUUAAGAGUAUGCCAGAUAUUACAUCUUCACCAAAAGUUUUACGCAACAAAUCAGAGGUUAACUCCAGGAGGUCAGGCAUAACGCAGUGUGCAACAGUAUUCCAUAAUACUAGUGGUCCUGUCAAACGGUCUGCUGCACAUCAGGGGCAGAAACCAAAGAGAGGAUCAGCCACAGCAGCCCAUACAACUACCACCAGUUUUCUUCCCAAAGCAAUGCACUUAGCUAGUCUGAACCUGGUCCCUCACAGCGUUGCUGCUUCAGUAGCUGCUCGAUCCACCUCGCAUCAACAAAGCCAACACACACUCUCCUCUAAGGUCUACAGCACCGUCCCACUGGUGCAUCAGGUCAAAUCAGCCAACCCUCAUCCUCGCACGUCCAUUCCCAACACAGCAGCCGGAACCUUAAACAGACUGUUGAACAAUGCCAACCCUGUGCCUACAUAUGUGCCCAACCUGAACCCCCCUCCAGAGAGCAAUAUCAAACUACCACCACGCGGAUACUGCUGCCUUGAGUGCGGGGACUCCUUCGGGGUGGAAAGUAGUCUUGCCUAUCAUUACAGCAGGAGGAGUGUUCACAUCGAAGUAGGAUGUACCCACUGUGCAAAGACGAUGGUGUUCUUCAACAAGUGUGCAUUGUUGGCACAUGCAAGGGAGCACAAGAACAAUGGCAUGGUGAUGCAGUGCACACAGCUCCAUAUGAAACCCAUAGCAGAGGAACAAAUGUUUGUACCUCACAGUGCUGUGAAUGUGGACUCUUACAACUCACCUGCACUUAACAGCCAACCUGUCCUGCCCCUAUAUCCAGACAAUGUCAAGCGCCACCGACUCUGUUGCCUGGAGUGUAGCAAGCCAUUAUCUGACUACAAAGCACUUGCAUGCCAUUACCAGAGGCUGUCUGACGAUGUGGAAGGACUCAUGUGUAAGGUGUGCUCAAUGCUGUUGCCCAACAAAUGCAGCUUUAGAGCUCACCAACGCAUUCACGCACACAAGUCCCCUUACUGCUGUCCUGAGUGCGGUGCCCAGAGUCGUUCUGCAGACAUACAGAAGCAUGUCAGGGAAAACUGUCUGCACUAUGCUCGCAAAGCUUGGUACAAAUGUCUUCACUGCGAUAUGGUUUUCAAGACCCUUCAAGGACAAAAGACUCACAUUGAGGAGAAACACUGUGAAGUUUUUUACAAGUGCUCCAUCUGUCCAGUUGCCUUCAAGACCUCUGACAGCUGUGAAGUGCAUUUCAAAAAUAAACACAGUGCAAGCAAAAUAUCCCCGCUGUUAAUCUUUAAGUGUUCAUGUGAGACGGUUUUCAAGAAAAAGCAGUUACUGUUGCAGCAUUUCCAUCAGAAUGCCAACAAGCGUGUUACGUGUGUAUUCAAGUGCCCAGAAUGCAACUCAGUCUUUCCACAAAAGCAGCUGUUGGUGCAGCACUUCAAGGGUGUCCAUGUAGGAAACGUGACAACAGAGACAGUAAAGACCAGUGAACAAACGGACAAACCUGACGGGCACCAGGAUGCUCAUUCUGUCCAGCAACAGAAGAAUCCCAGCGCUGUUAAACACAAAGAUACUCCCAGAAAAAAGGCCGAGCAGGACAGAAGACCUCGUGUGAAGCCCACCGGCUGGACGUGUGGGGAGUGUCUCCAGUGGUUCCCUGAACGAGACUCCUAUGUUUCACACGUGAAGACCAACCACGGGAAGUCAGUUAAGAAGUAUCCAUGUCGACAUUGCGAGCAGUCUUUCAACUCUACAACCAGUCUGAGAAGACAUGUUCGCAAUGACCAUGAUAAAAAAAAGAAAAUUUACACUUGCUGGUAUUGCACAGACACCAAGACAAUAUUCACAACGAGUGUCAUGUUGAAGAACCACAUCAGUCUGAUGCAUGGAAUCAAAAAUCCUGAUCUUGGCCAGAUGCCCAAAACAGCCGUCCACGAGUCAAAAAAGGCUUUUGGCAAGGGGCUUUUAUCAGAGAGACCUGCCGUGGACAAACGGGAGGAGGGACAGGAUGGCACUCGUAGUCUCGGGGCUCCUCCGGCGAAACGUCUGAAAACUCAGUUCCGCUGUUCAAAAUGUGGUUUCGUCACAGGCGACAGCACACAGUUCCAGCAGCAUUUACCACAGCAUAAAACGGAUGAAAACACUCCUCAGUGCCUUCACUGCGGCUUGUGUUUUACGUCUGUGUUGUCUCUCAACAGACAUCGGUUCAUUGUACACAAAGUCAAAGAUCCCCAGGAGGCAGAGAAAGGAAGAGGAGAGGAGGACGAGGCAGCGGUGAGGGAGAAGGUGCAGGUGAAUCAGCCAGUUAGACCAGCAGAUACCGAUGAGGCCAAUGACUUGUUACCGGAGCUAAAUGAACCCAAGCCCUCACAAGCAGGAGAGCCAGCUAGUCCGCACUGUGACAAGACCUCGGACUGUAAUUCAAAACAGAGCACACACUCUCAGAUACAAGCAGUCCCUCUCCGGUAGUGAGUCGUCCUCAAAGCGGCUUUAAUGUCUUCAGUUUUCAUGUGAAAAUAACAAGGGAUGCUUGAUGUUCUGCAUGGAUGUGUUUGGGCCUUUCAAUUUUUAUUCCUCGCAAGUUAUUCAGAGGCUGUGCGGUAUAUAUUCAAGCACAUCCUACACAUUUAAUAAAGAGCAGUAUUUUUUAUAAAUGAGAAGACAAAUUAAUAUUAAUUUUUCAAUUGCUUUUAUUUAACUUUGCAUGUUGGUAAUAUAUUUGUCUUUGCCUUUUCAGUCAUACCUGCACACGUAUUACACCUUAAGCUAUUUUAUUUUUCUUUCCACAAAUGUUCCAUCCACCCUGACAAGAGACUCAGGAAGGUCUGUUGGUGUUGAGGUCUAGUAUUGAUUGAUGUCACAGUGAAGAGGUGGAUUUCUUGCCUUUGUAAUCAACUUCUAUUUUAAUUGCUCUUUUGUGUUUAAUGCAACACAUUAUUUACCUGAAUGGGAUUCAGGUUGCAGUUUUAAUGUCAUGACUGUGUUGCAUUAAUUUGCAGUACAAAGCUAGAAUUUUAGUCGCAACUUAUUACAAAACGGUAUUCAUUUAAAAUCGUAUUUCUGUAUUCUUGAUAAACAGUUAUUCGUAAAACUAUCCUGUGAGAUUAAAUACAGGCGAGUUGUCUUGCUAAACCAAGCCUACUAAAGUUAUGGCUACUAAAGACUUUCUUUUUACUUUCUUUCACACAUAAGAACAAGACUUUCUUUUUACUAUUUACGCAUUUUGAAAUAGUUUUGAUUCUAUGUUAAGUGAACGUGUUUGAAUUGUGGGUGUAUGUGUUGUUCCAAAUCUGGCCUUUUUUUUUUGUUUUUUUUAUUUGAACGAGUGUUAAGGUGAAACAUGGAGAGGUAUUGUAUGAGUGGUGCAGCAGUAUUGAAAAUACCUCAAAUUGCCAGAAGUGUAUUUUUCAGGCAAGUGAACCGUCAAUGUAAUGUCAAAUCAGGGUACAUUGUUUUGGAGAAUCCAGAGCAGGUGUGUGAAAGUGAAGUUUGGCAGCAUAUCAGAGAGAUUGUUUUAUAAAUCAGGACCUGUUAACAUGAUGAAAACAAUACUAGUGGGAUCAGAAGGAUUUGUUAAUUCCAUAAUGACUUUAGAGGAAAGAACUUUUUUAGCUCAGCGCUCAUAAUGGUGGGUACUUCUUGUUUGCAUGUCCUGGUUUGUAAAGCAGCAGCUCUUGUUUUGUUUUGAAUACAUGACAGUUCCUACCUCCAUGGUUAAUGGCAGUGAUUGUUAAACAAAAGAAGAGUUGAGGAGUUGCAGGUAAUCUCAGUGCAAUGUAAAAAAAAAAAAAAAAAAAAAAAAUAGUUUAUAAAAAUGUAUUAUCCCAUAUUAUUGAAUUUUAUAAAUUAUUUUGGGAAUGAUAUUAAGGCUAUAUGGUCAUAUUGACUUAACAGGCAAGUGAACCUUUCUAUUUAAGUGCUAUGUGAGCUCUUUAUUUCUCUGUAAUCUUGGAUCCUUAAUUUACCGUGCUGCAGCUGUUGAACUGCAGAGGCUGAAAAGAAUGACUUGUUCACAACUUGUUCUUUUGUAUUGCUCGUUGAAAGAUAUUUGUACUUUUGAUAUCGUGUAAAGCGAGGACUUGUGUAGGAAAGUAACCUGUGUACAUAAGUAGCCAAUGAACCCUGGAUUCACAGUAUUUCUUAAGCCAUUACAUCUAUUCAGCAUGCAGUGGCCCAUGUGCCUUGCUGUAAUGUUUACGUCAAAGUACUUACAAAUAAAUUGGU
Messenger RNA from Anoplopoma fimbria (sablefish), 5663 nucleotides. RefSeq names its product zinc finger protein 592 (gene znf592). The record is from RefSeq and is a predicted model, not a curated record. Bases 177 to 3908 code for a protein of 1243 amino acids. The transcript has 9 exons. Lineage: Eukaryota; Metazoa; Chordata; Actinopteri; Perciformes; Anoplopomatidae.